This is a messenger RNA of Laetiporus sulphureus 93-53, 1617 nucleotides long. RefSeq lists its product as uncharacterized. The transcript is spliced from 4 exons. The record is from RefSeq and is a predicted model, not a curated record. The coding region runs from base 86 to 1294 and encodes 402 amino acids. Lineage: Eukaryota; Fungi; Basidiomycota; Agaricomycetes; Polyporales; Laetiporaceae.
CUAAUCGCUCCGCGCAAAUUCAACAUCGGCGUGGACCAUUCUCUUUUUCUAACUCUCUCUUCAUUACCAACAUCAACUGCACGGCAUGACUUUGGCUCUCAAGGCAGCCAAGUCAUAUAUUACAACAGUACUUCGCUCGAUGUGUUCGCAUUCAGAUGCGGACCCAACUUCACACCGACGGCCGCGCGAACUGCCCUUGGACGUCUGGAGACACGUCAUUGCCGACUACCUGCAGGACGACACCGCCGCCCUGCAGGCGUGCAGCCUGACGUGCCGUGCAUGGCUGCCCAUCGCGCGCCGCCAGCUAUUUCGCACCGUCACGAUCAGGCAGCAUGCCGGCCGCACCUGCUUGACCGGCCUAUUGGACGCGCAGCCACGUCUUGCACGGUACAUUAGGGAGCUAAAGUUGAAGUCGGGGCACCACGGGGGUGACUGGCUGGCUGAAGAGUUGGGGGCGCUUUUGCCGAGGCUUCCGGAUCUUGUUAUGCUCGCGGUGGAGGGUCAUCACGAGCUGGGUGCCAGCGCGAUCCAGGCUAUCAGUUCGCGAGUGGCAGCGCACGGUCUGCGCGGCAUCCACCUGUCGCAGCUUCGUAUCAGCUGCGACCACCUCGUGCAGCUACUCACAUUGUUUCGUGAUCUCGCGGCUAUCGGGCUGCACCACUUGCACAUCACAGCUGAGACGUGCUCGAAGCUGGUACAUGACCAAAGAAAUAUACUGCGGAUCCGGGAAGUGGCUAUUGAAUCGAUCGACGAUGCUACAGACGGGCUGUGGCUUUGCCGCGCUCCCUUCAGACUGCAAUUGCGGGUGUUCAAGUGGGUGGGGCGUCGGUGUCGACGCCAUCUGCACAUAUUAGCCAGCUUGCUUCGCCAUGUAGACGCCGCGGCCACGCUGGAGCACCUUGUCGUCGGACUAGAAGAUGUGGACCACGAAGCACCGAGCGAGUCGUUCCCGUACCUGCGCAUUCACCUCAGAUGCCUGCGUACGAUCUGGCUGCAUAUACCGCCGCCUCUCGUACCUUGGGACCGUAUAUUCCGCCAGAAUACCGACCGUGCGAGCGACCUCAUUGUCGGCGUGCUCAGUCAGAUAGAAUCCUGUCACAUGGAAAACAUCACCAUUGGCAGUGUUCUGUAUCUUGAUCACGAUUUUGAGCCGAUCAAAUGGCGAUUCGUCGACCGACAGCUCACCCGCCUUGGCCAAGCGAAUCCUGGGCUCAUCGUGAGCUUCCUCGUCGAAGUGCACUUUGCGGUGCCAGACAUGGCCGCGGAUGAGGCUGUGCUGCUACAACAGUCAUGACCAGCGGCUGGACAUAAUUGACGUAGGGACUGGCGAGCUCACUACCGAACCACUCGAGCAGUGGCGUACUUGGAGAUCUGCAUUAUUCUGGUGAAACUGUCCCGUUGAUCCAUACAUCUGCUAUACUCUACAUAUGAAGGAGGAUUACAAUGGUCUAUAGGAGGUGAGACUUGUGAUAGCUGUUCUCAAGCUGCCGAGCAUAUCGACGGUGCACAUCUUGAUCAACAUACACUAGACAAAUCGCACGAAUUGAACUCGUCACCGCUGCGACUCACAUACGAUCCAUCCUGGACCGUCGGAAGCUCAGCUGCCGCUAGAUGUCU